CGCAGUAACUGCUGUGGGCAGCUUGAACGAGAACGUUCUCUUCAGUAUGACUAACUCACCAACAAAGGCCAUGCUUUUCCUCUUACUCUUCAGAAUCCUCCUUUUCACUAUCUGCGUCAUUUCCUACACUCCUGAUGAUAAUUUUGCAGUCAAUUGCGGUAGCUCCGGCAAUUCUUCUUUAGUUGGCCGGAGCUGGACUGGAGAUAUAGACUCAGAACAAUUCUCUCCGAUCAAAUUCCUCGAUAGCAAUGACUCAUCGGUAAGUGCCAAGGCACCUUUCAAAACAACCCCUUACAAUACCGCGCGUGUCUCUCGCUCUAAAUUCUCCUACUUGUUUCCAUUGAAGACCCACGGCCAAAAGUUUAUUCGCCUUUACUUUUACCCAUUUUCUUACGACCCCAACUUCCUUCGCUCGGACUCGUUCUUCUCCGUCAGAGUUGGAUCUCACACUCUUUUGAAAGACUUCCAUCCUUCAGUCACCGCCGAUGAGGCUGGCAAAGAAACCAUUGUACGAGAGUACUGCGUCAACAUUCAUGACCCCAGCGAGGGGCUUAUGAUAACCUUCACGCCCAACGGAUCUCAUCCGAACGCCUAUGCUUUUGUCAAUGGCAUCGAGGUUGUCUCUAUGCCCGCCUUUCUUUAUUACACAGACCAAGAAAACCAGCUGGCAGGGAUGAUGCUAGAUGGUGGAACCCAGCAGUAUCCAGUUCAGAAUAGCAAUGCUCUCGAGACUAUGUACAGAGCUAAUGUUGGCGGAAGUCAGAUUCCUUCCGAUAAAGACACAGGCAUGUAUCGUUAUUGGCACCAGGAUAUUGACCACUUGGAGAGGGAGCGAUUGCAUAGUAUUUCAGUAGUUUUUGGUUUGCAUCCAGUAUAUAGAGAUGAUCAAAAUUAUUUUGCACCUGAUGAAGUAUACAUGACUGCCAGAAAUUAUGGGAUGAAAGAAACGUCCAAAUUUAAUGUGACUUGGGAAUUUGAAGUUGACUCAGAGUUUUUUUAUAUGGUGAGAUUGCAUUUUUGCGAGUUUGAUGAACACAUUGAAAAAGCUGGAGACAGAGUUUUCCAAAUCUUCAUAAAUGACGCUUUGGUGGAGUCUGUCGCCGAUGUGAUGUUGUGGACUCAGAAUCAGAGGAAUGUUCCUGUGCAUAGAGACUACGCGGCGUCGAUGCAGGGCAAGGGAAGCUUGAAGAAGCUGAAUCUUUCAAUUAAGUUGCAACCAACCCCAACUGCAAGAAGCACUUACAGAGAUGUUUUAUUGAAUGGUAUUGAAAUUUUGAAAAUAAGUGACAGCAAUGAUAAUCUGGCAGGUCCUAAUCCUGAUCCACCUCCAUCUCCCCCACUAAUAUCCUCCAAGUCAUCGAAAAACAGAAACAAUGCUAAGGUAAUUUCCAUUAUCGUUGGGGCAACAUCAGGCUUCAUCGUGCUGUCUCUUAUUGUUCUGCUCAUUUUCCGGCAAUUCAUUAGAGCUCCGGUCAAGGAAGGAUCUUCAUGGUGGGGACAAAAAUCAGUAGACUUGUCCAAGAAAAACAAACCCUGUGGGUCAUCAUCAUUACCGUCCGAUUUGUGUCGCUACUUUUCUAUAGAUGAAAUAAGAGCAGCCACAAGUAACUUCAAUGAUAUUUUCAUUGUGGGGGUUGGAGGGUUUGGUAAUGUCUAUAAAGGCUAUAUUGAUGAAGGAACAGUCCCUGUGGCCAUCAAACGGCUCAAACCAGGUUCCCAACAAGGCCUCCGUGAGUUCCAAACUGAGAUCGAAAUGCUCUCUCAGCUUCGUCACAAUCAUUUAGUUCCUCUCAUUGGUUACUGCAACGAUGGCAACGAGAUGAUCCUCGUUUAUGAGUUCAUGGCUCGUGGGACCCUCCGGGACCAUAUUUAUGAUUCUGAUAGCCCUCCACUUUCCUGGAAACAAAGGUUGGCGAUGUGCCUUGGUGCGGCGCGUGGACUCCAUUAUCUUCAUACUGGUGUGAACCGCAAUAUAAUCCACCGUGAUGUGAAAUCCACAAAUAUCUUAAUAGAUGAGAAAUGGGUGGCCAAGGUUUCGGAUUUUGGACUAUCCAAGAUAGGACCCACGGGGUUGUCCAGGUCUCACAUAAGCACGGUGGUAAAAGGAAGUAUGGGUUACUUGGACCCGGAAUACUAUAAACGUCAAAGGUUGACUGAAAAGUCUGACGUUUACUCUUUUGGAGUUGUAUUGCUGGAAGUAUUGUGUGGGAGACCUCCUUUGAUACGUAACGUGGAGAAGCAGAAACUAAGUUUAGUGGAGUGGGUUCGAAAAUGUCAUCACGAGGGUGUGAUUCAUCAAACGGUUGACCCUUUCCUGGUAGAAAGUAUCGCACCAGUGUGCUUAAAAGCGUUUAGCGACAUGGCACUGAAGUGUUUGGUGGAAGAUGGAAAUGAACGCCCUUCAAUGAACGACGUCGUGUGGGGCUUAGAGUUUGCGUUGCAGCUUCAAGAAGGCACAGAGAAGGUGGGGCUUCUGGUUGAUGAGGGCGACAUUGAAGGAAAGAGCGAGGAAAGGGCUCUAAUAAGGAAAACGACAAAUGUGGAAGAAAGAGAAAGCAAAGUGAGUUUCACGAGCAGUGAUGAAUCAAAAGGACGCAGGUUGACUAGUUCUAGCAGUGAAGAUCAAUCUUUAGUUUCUGGAUUGAUCUUCUCUGAGUUGGGACAUCCAUCGGUUCGAUGAAGAAGUAAUCCAGUGAUAUUUGCUAGGUGAUGAAUUUUAAUUUCGUCCUUUUCCAAAUAGUAAUGACGUCGUUAUAUUGCUGUAUGUCUGUUACAGCAACUCAACUUUUAUUUUCUAUCUGUAUAAAUACAAAAUAUGCAAGCAGAAAAUUAAAUAAUUACUUCUAAAAGUACGCAUGAUUACCAGAUGAGAUCACACUUCUUAGAUGCAAUGCAAGUCUUCAGAGUAUGAUUUUUAUA
This is a messenger RNA of Neltuma alba, 2919 nucleotides long. Its product is annotated as receptor-like protein kinase FERONIA. The coding region runs from base 47 to 2680 and encodes 877 amino acids. Gene Ontology annotation, biological process: protein phosphorylation. Gene Ontology annotation, molecular function: ATP binding; transmembrane receptor protein tyrosine kinase activity. The record is from RefSeq and is a predicted model, not a curated record. The transcript has a single exon. Lineage: Eukaryota; Viridiplantae; Streptophyta; Magnoliopsida; Fabales; Fabaceae.